GCGGCAAAGCCAAAAAUAUGUUUCAAAAGUGCAAGUGUGAAUGAGAAAUAAUUUUUAUUAGGUUUUUAAUUAAACUGUUUUAUAACAUUCUGUAAAGUAACAAAACAUUUUCCAAAAUAUAUACCUAAGUACCUGUUAAAGUAUUUCAAUUGUGCGUGUUACCAUGAAGUUAUUAUUAGCCAUAAAGAAAUUAGAAUAUUUAUAGCAGAUGAAGAUCGUAUUGGCCUUCUAAUGGCUCAAGGAUGGCACAGCAACAAAAUGGGUUCGAAUACACGAAUACGGACAGGGAAAUACCAUUUUGGUUGGAAGACAUUACCCAGGAGAUGAAAGAAACGCACAUAAGUAACGACUCCACAAAUUUCGAAGAACCUAACAUAAAAUUGAGCAGUCUAAAAUUGGAUAACCACAGAUUAACCCGAAGGACAUCGCUGGAUGCCACUAUAGAUAUGAUAAUGAAACCACAGUUGCAAACAUUAGCUCUAUCAGCGGGAACCAUUCGAAAUAAUAAAGGUUACACAAUACAAAAUGGACGACGGAAGUAUCUAAGAAGUAACAAGCUAGACUGGGGCGAUUCCUCAGACUGCAGCUCGAAUGACUUUAUGUCCGACUUGCUACCUCAUUACGUGACACCAAGGCACAGAAGAUCUAAUAAUGUUAUUGACGAAGACUUUCACGACGUUAUUUUAGGUUCAAGAUAUCAGGAAAGUAAUAAAUUGCGGAAGAAAUCCACUUCUAAGGAUCAAAAUAACUUGAGCAGAAAAUCUUCGGUAAAAAAUACUACUAAGAAGCCAGCAUCGUUGAGUUCAGUAUCUACCAAGAAUACCACGAGUAUAAAAGAGAGAUCAAAAAAUGAGUUUGUUAUUCCAGAGCUACCUGAAGGCAGACUGCUGGAAAUAAAAAUUUUCUCCAAUUGGGGAGACAAAUAUUUAGUUGGUCUGAAUGGUAUAGAGAUAUUUGACUCCGAUGGGAAUGAAGUUUUAAUCGAAAAGGUAUGGACAGAUUCUGAUACAGGAGAUCAGUCGAAUCAUGGCCGCGUGGAGAACAUAGCUGAUGGCGUAGUACGAACACGCGACGAAAAGCACGCGUGGACCACAUCGGCGCCACGAAAUUUGCCGAUUGUAUUAAGUGUACUGCUAGCUAGAUGCGCUAGACUUGCUUUGCUAAGGAUUUGGAAUUACAACAAAUCUCGCAUAUAUUCAACUCGCGGUGUUCGACUGGUUCAGAUGAAAUUAGAUGACCGAGUUAUAUUCCAUGGUGAAAUAGCCAGAUCGAGCGGCGAGCUCAAAGGACCUUUACCAUCUUUUGGUGAUACAAUACUAUUCACCAAAGACUCAAAUAUUCUUGAAUCAGUAAUGCAAAACGAUAAGAAUUUCCAAACUCUCCUAAAAGACAAUGAGCCGAUGCUAGAUUCAAACAUUGAACGGCCGCUAACAGCAAAUGACAGCAAUCAUGACCUCAACCCUACAGAACUCUUAGAAGCCCUAAAAGAUGAGCAGGAGACGAAGUAUGUAGUAAAAAAGGUCAAGCUCACGCUCAUGUCUAAUUGGGGACAGAGAAAUCUCAUUGGCUUGACAGGAAUAGAUAUCCUUCGGUAUAAUGAAUCGGUAAAACUACACAGAGCUUUCGCAUAUACUGCACCCAUUACAGACGAGCAACCACCGGAGCAUGGUCUGAUCGAAUGCAAGAAUUUAUUUAACGGUAGAAAUAUUACUACAGAUUUUGACGAUAUGUGGUGUACCAAUUUGCCAAGUGGUAGAUACUGUCAUAUAGUGAUGGAGUUACGAGAGCCAACUGAGAUCACCAGUGUCCGUAUAUGGAACUAUAACGCGAACUUGGAGCUGUCCUAUAUCGGUGGUCGCGAGGCACGGCUGAGCGUGGAGGGGUGGAGUGGACGUACGGUGCUGCUGCGGCGCGCGCCCGGCGACACCUGCUACGACUACGUGCAGCAAUUAGACCUUACCGUGACUACUUCACCAUCGCACCAGGUUGAUCUCGUGCGUGGUGAUAGAUUAGGUGACAUGAAAAGUUAUGAAAAGUUUCCAAUGCAUAAUGGGUACCUCGCGUAUGGCGGUGACCUAGAGAUGGAUACGCCGACAGGAUUCGUGCUACAGAUUAGCAUAUUCUCAACAUGGGGCGACCCCUACUAUGUGGGGCUUACUGGAGUUGAGCUGUAUGAUCCCCAUGGAAACAUCAUACCGCUCACGGAAACAAACGUGUGCGCGCACCCGGCGAGCGUGAACGUGGUGCUGGCUCGAGGCGCGGAGGCGGACGCGCGCACGCCCGACAAGCUGGUGGACGGACACAACGCAAGCGUCGGCGACGCCUCGCACUCCUGGCUCGCGCCCGUGCUGCCGCGCACGCUCAACAGAGUAUUUUUUGUGUUCGAUGCGCCAGUGUCGGUAUAUGGUAUGAAAAUAUGGAACUAUGGCAAAACGCCCACGAGAGGUGUUAAGGAAUUUGCAGUAUUAAUGGAUGACCUGCUUAUUUAUAAUGGGAGCCUGGACUGUGCCAAAAAUGGUGAUAUAUUAUCACCUCAAUGGAUCUGCUUGCAAAAUGUAGAUGUCGACAAUGUGACACCAAGUUCGUCGGACGUGAGCCAGCGCAGCACAACGAGUGGGUCACAAUCGCAAUUCGUCGAUCCGCGUCUGCGGCCCCACACUGGCGUCAACGAACACAUGCAGCGCCACUGACACAGCGUGGCUACGUUAUGUAUACGAGAAAUGCCCCAAGAAACGUAUUUCAUAUAUAAAUAAAUACAGUGUUACGUAAUAGGUACCUAUAUUAAUUUACAGUUAUGAAAUAUCACAUAGGGCUCAAAAAUAUAAUUUUGUCUUAGGAAUUUAGAAGUAUAAAAAUUAUGUAAGUAAUUAAGACACGUUGAGUCACGCCUGCGUCCUUGACUGAAUGUAAAUUGAUUUAAUUUAAACAGUAAUUUGUUUCUCGAUCUCGAGCCAAUAAAAAUUGAUCAAAUACAGACAAUAAUUUGUUUCUCGUUUUCAAGUGAAGAUAAAUCAAUCAAAUACAGUUAUUUGUUUUUGCGUUGUCGGGUGAAUGUAAAUCGAUCGAAUGCGGGGAAUAGUUUGUUUAUGUGAAUCGUAGAAUAAAGUCAUAUUUGUCUGCAUGAAAAUUAGUAGGUAAUAAUGCACUUUAUAUGGAGGAAACAUUAUGCAUCCACACAGAAAUUAAAACAAUUCGUAGACUGCUCGCACGCCAAACUAAUAUAGAUGAAUUAUUUUGAUAUAUUCACAUGAGAAUUAAAUAAAUAGAAAAAAAAAAACAGGAAACCUAUAAAAAUGUUUAGGAAAGAGUUAGAAAUUAAUUAAAGGAAUUAUUUGAGUAAUAACCGAAGAUGUAUGCUAGAUAUCCAUCCAUUGUUUACGUAUGUACAGUCCAUAGUCAUAUAAUGUGUUUAGGAUCAUGUUUAGGUCUACAUUUUUAAAACAUGUAGGUAUAUUUUGUUCUGUAUAUUGGUUAGUAAAUACUGUGAAACAAUACCUGUAGACAUUGUAAGUAUAUGUAUAAUUAUCUUACAAGUGGACCGUAUCAGUGAUGUAGCUACUCAAAUUGCCCUUGUUAGGUGAACCAUGUCCUGUCAUGUUUUAUACCGGAAAUAAACUACGAAUUUUAUA
Molecule: messenger RNA, 3629 nt
Organism: Galleria mellonella (greater wax moth)
Lineage: Eukaryota; Metazoa; Arthropoda; Insecta; Lepidoptera; Pyralidae
Product: protein KATNIP homolog
Exons: 15
Coding region: 243-2690 (815 amino acids)
Source: RefSeq, a predicted model, not a curated record